Loxodonta africana (African savanna elephant) is the source of this 29891-nucleotide messenger RNA. RefSeq names its product coiled-coil domain containing 168 (gene LRTM3). The transcript has 4 exons. Bases 332 to 29209 code for a protein of 9625 amino acids. The record is from RefSeq and is a predicted model, not a curated record. NCBI's taxonomy places the organism in Eukaryota, Metazoa, Chordata, Mammalia, Proboscidea, Elephantidae.
CCCAACUAUGCUACUGGGUUGUUUAUAGAAUUAUAUUUCUUAUUAUAAAGUUAAUAAAAGGUUAUUUUCUAAAUUUUAAUUAAGCUACUUAUAGCACUACACACGUGUGACCAGUGAACUUUGCUUAUUGCUGAGGUAGGCUGAUGUGAGCUCAGUUAAAUACCCACUAUGACACGUACCCCACUUUACCUUACCCAGAGCAAUCACUGUUGCACUUGAUAAGACACUGAGCAGCACUGGAAGUUUUUUUCUGGCAGAGCAUUACACAUGGUUAUGAGAUGGGCAUGCCAACUUUUUGUGUUUGGGGGCAUCCCAAAUCAAGGACUUACGAAUGAGACAACAGCCUGUUUCACAUAUUAAAAUGCCGAAGCAAUAUCAUUUCUUUAAAAAGGGGGUGAGGGGUGGAUUGGAAGAUAAUUCAUUUUUCAUGUUAUGGGACCUUCUGGAGUCCUGGAUUUUUCAAAAUGAUUGGACAACAAUCUUCUUUAUAAUUUUUCUAGGAAUUAUUUUUGAGAUUGUACUCGUAAAAUUUUGUACAUCCUUUCACAAGAAGCCUACAUUUCCAGAAAAGGAUAGCUCAGAUACCCAAGAGGAGAAUGAAGACACAUGCCUGGAAAGCGUGAAAUUUGCAAGAGAUAAUUUGUUAGUUACUUGUUUAUCUUCAGAAGAAAGAGUUGAUGCUUCUUCAGAAAGAACAAUUACUUCAUCACUUGUAUCUGAAGAAAAUGAAGGUAACUUUGAAGAUACAGUUUCUUCGUCAAAUGAAAUCAUACGUGCAGGUAAUACUGAAAGCGGAUAUCAAGUAAGUCACUUAAGUGCAAGUGACAUGCCAUUGUCACUUGGGACUGUCUCAUCUUUGUCGUUAUUUCAUUCGGAAGUAAAGGAAUAUUUUCAAAGUCAUAGAAAAUAUCUAGAAAAUGAAUAUGGAACAAUACAAUUUUCAUCAAAGAAAUUAUUUUCAAUAAUGAAAGCCCACAAAAAUAAAAACUUAAGGUAUUCUUCUGAUCUCAACUUUUCAAGAACUCCUAGAUUAACUGUAGAAAAUGAAGAUCUAGAUGUGGCCCCAUGCCCUCCUGCCCACUUAUAUCUUUCCAGAGAACAAGUGAGGCUUCUGGAAGAAAAUGUGAGAAGUCAAAUUCCUUUAAAAUCAAAAGCUAUAUUAGAGAGUAAAUCUACUUAUCUAUAUUCAAGAUCUCAAGAGUCCUUGAUUCAGAAUCAACAUUCUGUUAGAAUGGGUAUUUCUGCCCAGGCACAAGAUUCUUUUUUAGGACAAAAUGCUAUACAGAAUCAAGCGCAGCAACUUGUUCAGAACCAAGAAUCAAUAAACAGCCAGCCUACUAUCCAGGUCAGAUACUUUGCUCAGCCUCAAGAUUUGAUGAGGAAACCAUUUUUCAGCAGCACACAAGACUUCUUCCAGAGCCAAGGCAUGGUGAGGAGCCAACAUUUGGUUAAAGUCCCAUAUUCUGUUGCGAUUCAAGAUUCAGUCAAGGGCCUAGAGUCUGAUGAAAAGCAUUUAGAGGAGGCUCAAUAUUCUGUGUGGUUUGAAGAUUCAAACAAGAAUAAAUACUUAAUCCACGGGCAAAAUACCAUUCUUGAGAAUGCUAAAUUUCUGGUUUUAACUCUAACUACAAAUUCAGUAGCUGAUGGGUUCCCACAACUAAACAGUGUAAAGCCAAAGGAGCAGCAGCGAGUUGCUUCAUCAGAGUCAAAGCCAGAUUCUGUAUAUAGCUCAGUGCCUCUUUCACCUACCAUAAAAAGGCCGAAAAACAGGAGAAAAACAUCAAAAAGAAAAAGUAAGCUCAGUCACAAAGUUCCAUCUCUAAAGGCAAAGAAAACACCAAUUUCAUGGGUAUUUCAAAUCACAGCAUGUCACCCUUCAAAAAGUAGCAAGGAGUUAGGAAGCAGCAGUCACAGUGAGAUGAAGGAAUUACAUCAAACUGAAGGUAUAUCAGAUACAGCUCUGCAUCUUAUUUGUGUUCCCAAGCGUGUUCCUCCUUACAUUAAAAAGUGUUUCAGAAAAAAACUAGUGAAAGUCGCGCCAGAUUUAACAAAAUGUAGACAUUUUCCCUGGAAGCAAAAUAAGUCACCAGAUACAGAGAAAAUAAAUUAUGAAGGAUCUUUUGAGGACAGAGAAAUCUCAGGCAAUAUUGAAAACGUAAAGCAGCAUGGCAAAGAAAAUAAAGGACUGAAAAAUAUUUCACUAGAAAUUCUACCUCAGCUCAAACAAUCUUUCAAGAUCAACACUUACCAAUUAAAAGCACCUUCGUAUUCAUUACUAGAAACAAGCUCAAAGAAUAAAGAGUCUCCGAAAGACCCAAGUGAUGUUGCACAGUUUCAUGCCCCAAAUAUGAAGACAACAAUUGACCUGCAUAUUCCAAAGUACGAGACACCUUUGGAAAAAGCUAUAUCUGAACCUAUGCAGAAAUUUGUUUCCUCUCCCAAAAUGGAGUCAAGCAGAAGCAAGAAAAUAUGUGAGGACCUAAAAAAUAUAGGUAAUUCCCUUGCUCAGAUUUCAAAAGAAGAGACUUUACUAACUAGUACAUUAGAAACGCAAAGGAGCCUUCCUAAGGAAAAUACACAAGAGCAAAAAGAUCUUCUAGAAAUUGUUGUGGAGACUUCAGAUGUCAAUUUGCGCAUUUCAGUAGGAACCAAAAAGCAUAAGAGCAGUGACAAAUUAGCAGGCGUAAAAAUUGAAGUGAGUAGAGAAGGUAUAAUUCUGAAGGAAAAGAAACCAUCAGUACUUAACAUUACAGACCACGAUAACCUGAGUUCAGGUGAGGAACUGGAAUGCAGCACUACUAGAAGCAACAUAAAAAAUGUGCAUCAAGAGAAAAUGCCAGAAACAUUUCAGAGUGCUGCUUGUGCUACCAUUUCUGAACCAUCUGAUUUGGAAAUGCACAGCAGAAUAAAGUCUGAGAAAGAUACAUCAAGAAGAAUAAAGCUCAGUCAUUCAGCAGUAGAGCAAGAGAGGUCACCGGGCGAAGAGAAAGUAUGUAAUACAAAAUACAUUGAUAAGGAAUAUAUUCGAAACAUUUAUAAAAAUUCACAUCUCUGUGACAGAGAGGAAGAACAAGAAGGUUUACAAGAAGCAGCUCCACAAUUGACAAAAGAUGUCAAGACAAGCACACAUCUAAAGCAGCAACCCGAAAAUGCCAGAUUUGAAAUGGAACAGAGCUGUUCAGGAAGUAGAAAAACCCCAAGUAAAGAGCAAGCAGGACAACCACAGACACUUUUUACAGGAACUAUUUUGGAGACUACUCCAUGCCUCACAGCGGAUCCGUUUCAAGUUGAGAGGCUGAAGCAAAGCACAAACAGACAUACAGGCGGAGAAUAUACUGUAGACCCACAGAAUCCACUUACGUUGCCAGAGAAUUUAUCAAUUGGGCAACUUUUAAGUGAAACAACAGAGUGUGAUGUCCCACUUGGUGGAAACCUUAGAAUGUCACCAGAGAGUCAUGUUGCCGAAAAAAGGGGAAACUUAAAAAGCGUUUUACCUGAAGUUGCUCUGGGGUCUUUUAAUAUCCACGUGCUUAUGUUAUCAUGUUUUAAAAGGCCAAACAUCAGAAAAAAAUUAUCAGGAAGAAAAAAUGUACCCAGUCACAAAUAUGUAAUUAUGAAAGCAAAGAAGCCAGCCAUCUCAUUGAUGCCAUACAUCAGUGAACAGGGUACUCCAAGUCAUAGAAACAAAUUGGGAUACAAUUUAAAAAAUAUAAUUAAACAAAUUCUACAAGGCAAAACUGUGGCAUAUGUGCUUCCUGACAUGGCUAUUUUGCCUAAUAGUAGAAUGUAUAGCAGAUUAAGUGCAGAGAAUCAUAGUCAUACCAAGCUAAAGCAAGAGGAAUUACAAGUUGAAAGGGAAGAAAGGUGUUCAGAUUCUACCAAUAAAGGAGGUACCUCUAGAGACACACUAGAAACUAAAUUACAAAAUGAAGUGAACAAAGAAGCUCCACCAAAAGUAAUUUCUCGCGAUAGCUGCCAUCUCAGAUUUGAUGCAUAUCCAGUGAAGGACCUUAAAACAGAAAAAGAAAUGCAGCAAAAAAUCCCAUUCACAGAAACCACUAUGGAGUCCGUUUACUCCCCCAUAAUGGAUCCAUCUCCUGUUGAGAAGAUGCAGAGAAGCUUAACACCACCACCGGACAUAAAACGUACUGAAGGUUCUAAGAUAUCUCCUCCAACAUCAGGAAAAUCACUGACUGGAGACCCUGUAAACCAAACAAGAGAAAGUGAUGCUGCAGAUACUAGAAGUUAUACAAGGGAAAUAGGUUACAAUAUUGCAGAAAAAACAGAAUUACCAAAAGAUUUACUAGCAUCGUUCCCAGAGACUUUUAUUUUCUGCAUGCCUGCCGAACCUCGUUCUAAAGGACAGAAAAACAGAAAAAGAUUAGCACGCUUGAAAAGUACAGUGAGGCCCAAGUAUGUACCUAGGAAGGCAAUGAGGCCAUCAAUUUCACAAAUAUUUGUUAUCAUAGCAUCUCGUAACUUUGGUCAUAGAAAGCCAUUGGGAUUCCACUUUAAGACCAAAGUUAAAAAGAUAAACCAAGAUAAAGGCCUGGUAGAUGAACUUCCAAAUACCAUUUGCUGUCCCAUGCAUGGCAGAUUAGAAGCAGAGACAAACAGGUGCAGUCACGCUCAGUUAAAACAAAGAGAACUAGCAGAUAAAGAGAGAUCAGAGUAUGCCGAUUCCUCUGAUCAGAGGAGCGUAUCCUACGACAGAGAAGAAGAAGUGCACGGUGGAGAGGAAGAAGAACAGAAAGCUUCACCGGAAGCAGCUCCGCAGCAUACCCAGCACCCCAGAUCUGAUGCACAUCAAAUUCAGGAGAUCCACUCAGCACUGAACUGUUUAUCACAGAAGCUGCCUGUUGAUGGGCAAGGCGUUCAGCACCAAGCACGUCUUCUACAAACUGUUUUGGAGGCUAGCCCCAUAGUGGAUCCUAAAGAAACUGAAAAACUACAGAAAGCCAACAAACCAGAGAAUGACAUAAAAGUCCCUGCGGCUCCAGAGAUUCCACCUCCAAAAGCAGGGGAUUCACCACUCGAUAAACUUUUGAACACGACAACAGAGCAUGGUUUACCAUCUGGUGGAAAUCCUAAAAGGGAAUUGGAUUCUUAUUUUGUGGAAGAAAAUUCAGAGUUACCAAAAGAUUUGCAGCUGACACCCUUGCAGUCUUCUGAUUCCUUUAAAUCUUUGGUUUCUGAAUCUAAAAGACAGGAAAACACAUUAGCAAGCAAGCAAAGAGCAAUGAGUUGCAAAUGUACAACUAUGAAGGCAAAAAAGCCCCCAAUUUCACGUAUUCUUAAUGGAAGAUACAGCAAGCAAUGCAAUGUUUACAUGAAGACGAAAGAGCCACCGCAAAGUAAAAAUGUACAUGACGUCAGUCACUCCAAAGUGCCUGUUUUGCCCAAUAUCAAAACGAGUACCAGCUUAAAUGAGACAGAUAUGCAAAUGAGACAGAUAACAAGACUUGGUCAUAUGCAGCCAAUCCAGGAUAAAUCACCAAAUGGAAGAAAAAUAUGGUUCCCAGAUUCUAUUGAUAUGAGUAGUAUAUCCAGCAGCAUGAAAUGUGAAAAGGAAGAGGAAGGAAAACACAACGCUUUACCAGCUCCAGAGAAUAACCAACACUCCAGGUUCAGUGCAUAUGAGAAGAAGCAUCCUGAGCUUGUCAAAUCAGACGAGGAACCAGGCCAGCUAGAAAGUGCCGAUAUUCAGAUACAACCACAAUCGUGCAUUACACAAACUAUUUUCGAUUCUACUUCAUACCCUAUAGUAAGUCAGUUUCCAUUUGAAAAGCUAGCGAAACGUGCUAGUAUUUCACCUCCAAAGUCAGGGGAGUCAAAGGUGGAUGAGAUCAUACUUUCUGCAAGAGAAUGUGGUAUCCCAUCUGAUGGAAACCAUCAAAAGGAACAGGGUGGUGGUGUUAAACAGAAAAAGACGGUGACUUUUGAUGUCUGUAUGCCUGCUUUAUCUCCGUUCAUGGGGGAGAAAAACUUCAAAAAAUUUUCAGACAUAAAAACUUCGGUGUAUUCCAAAUACAGCAUUAUGAGGGCAAAGAAACCAUCAAAUUCCCACAUGCUCAAUAUCAAGGGUGAUGCUAGCUCAGACCCUAGAAAAGAACUGGAAUGUAACUUGGCAACCAAAAUUACAGCAAUAAAUGAAGGUAAAAAAGUGGUGGAUAAAACGUACCCUUUUAUAGCUAUUACACCUGACAUUAAUAUGUAUAGCAAAAUAGAAACAGAAAAAGACAUGUUAGGAGGAAAAACACUCAGUUCUACACAAGUAAAGCAAGAGAUACCAUCACAUGAAGGAAAUAUUACUUCAGAUGACACCAAAGAAACCAAUCUUCAAGAUGGAGAAGAAAGUGAACAGGAGGCAUUAUUAAAAGUAAUUCCACAAUUCAGUCAACAUUUCAUAUUCUCCUCAGGUCAGGCAAAAGGGCUUGACCUUGACGAAUCAGAAAAGCAAGGAAGUAGGGGAGUUUUGUUUGUUACAGAAAUAGAUGUACCACAGCAGGUGCAGCCCCCAGAUCCAAUUCCGUUUGAAGAGCCAAAGAAAAGCCUCCAGAAACAAAAUGGCACAAAGUGUACAAUGAGUUCAAAGCAUCCUCCUCUAGAGUCAGAGGAAUCCCUAAAAAUUGGCGACGUAUUAAUUGGUGCGAUAAAAUGGGGUGCCCCAACAGAUAGAAGCCACACAGGGGAGUUGCACAGCCCUGACAAAGAAGAAAAGGCAGAAUUAACUAAUCUACAAGCAACUGUCCUAGAGCCUUUGGAUUUUGCUACACCCGAUCUAUCUGAAUCUGAAAGGCAAAGAAAGACAAUUAAAUAUAGAGCCUUCAAAAACAAAAAAAGUCUCAAAUGUGCAAUUAUGAAGGCAAAGAAGACGCCCAUUUCACAGAUAUUUAACAUCCCAGGGUGUGGUUAUCGAAAAAAUCUACCUUUGAAGACCCAGAAAUCACACGUUGUUGAACUUUUAAUUCAUAUAAGAGACUCUGGGGUCCCAUCUGAUGAAUUUCAGAGGAGGGUUCUGGAAGAUCUAACUGCAGAAAAAAAGGAAGGACUAGCGUCAGAAUUACUGGCAACAAUUCUGAAGUCUUUUGAUUUCUCCAUGCUUGCUUUGCCUGUAUCUAAAAGAGAAAGAAACUAUUUAAAACUUACAGACAAGAAAAAUAAAAUGAGUCCCAAAUGUGCUACUUUGAAGGCAAAGAAGACACCAAUUUCCCAGGCAUUUAAUGUCACAGGAUGUGGCACACCAAGCAACAGAAGGCAAUUACAACUCAACUUCAAAACCAUGAUGAAACAAGGUAAGCUUGUGGCAGAUAUAUUCCAAAAUGUCAGAUCCUCUCCUGUACCUAUUUCACUUGGCAUUAAAAUGCAUAAUAAAAUAAAGGUAGAGACAAACAUGCUGUGUAAAACAGGAAUCAGGCAUGAAUUGCAACAACAAGAGCCAUCACCCAAUGAAGAGAGAACCUGGUGUGUAGAUUCUAGUGAUAAGAAAGGCAGUAUAUCAAAUGGCACUAAAGAAGUCAAAGACCCAGGUAGGGAGGAAGAGAAUGCUGAAGGCUUACUGGGAGCAGUCCCGCUGAAUUCCCAACACUUCGGUUUCAAUAUUCACGAAAUGAAGGAGUCUAACAUCGUGAAAUCAGACCUAGGAAUGAAAACUUCACAAAGUGAAAAAAUCCCAGAACCAAUUACUACGGCUCAAGAACUACAGCGACAAACACCUGCCACGCGAAAACUAUUAAAGACUAUUUCUUAUUCUAUUUUGGAUUCAUUUCCACUUGAGAUGCUACAAAAAAGAAUAAAAACACAAAAAAGCUUUAAAAAUACGGGGAGUCCAAAGAUUCCAUAUUCAAUGUCAGAGAAAUCAAUUAGUGAGUUUUUACAUGUUACGACAAACAGCGACAUCCCCUUUGAAACAGGCCCUAGAAAGGAAUCUGCUAGUUCUAUUCCAGAGGAAAAGAUGAGGUUACAAAAAGAUUUACAAGUGAGAACUCUACAGAUUUUUGAUCUUCCCAUGCCUGUAUUAUCAGAAUCUAAAGGACAGAAAAACACGGCACAGUUAUCAGACAGAAGAAGAAGUACAGUGAGUACCAAAUGUGUAACUUUGAAUCCACUAAAGCCACCAGUUGCACAAAUGCUUAGUGUCACUACAAGUGUCAACCCAAACCAAGGAAAAAAAGAGAAAUGCAACUUUGAAGUCAAAAUGAAAGAGAUGCAGCAAGGGAAAAGUGUGCCAGAUGCCUUUUUAAGUACUCAUAUCUCUUCUGUACCAGUUUCACCUGACAUUAAAACUUAUGAUAACAUAGAAAUAGAGACAGACAGGCUAAGAAAAACAAGAUCCAGUCAGGUACCACGUACCUAUUCCAUCGAUAAGGGCUGUACCUUAAAUGACAGAGAAGCGAAAGUGCAGGAAGAGAAAGAGGACAAAGCUUUACUGGAAACUUUUCCAUACUGCACCCAACAAGCCAUGUCCUCUGAGUAUCCAAAGAAAGAGCCAGGCCUUGUUAGACUGGAUGCAGAUUUGAACAGUUCAGAAAGUAGAAAAAAUCAAGAACUGUUUGCUGCAGAGCAAGAGAUGCCACGACAAACAGCUUUCCCGGAAACAAAUUUAGAGACUAUAUCUCGCAUUCUAAGGGAUGUGUUUCAAGUCAAGACAUCAGAAAAAAACAUCACAACACAAAAAGGUAUAACAUAUGCAGUAGAUCCAAACGUUUCACCUCAAACUUUAGGGGAAUCAGCAAUUGAUGUACUUUCACACAAGAAAAUAGAUAAACCGUGUGAGGGAAGCCGUGGAUGGGAACUUGAUGGUCAUAUCGUUGAAGGAAAGGCAAGCAUACCAGUCUUCAAGUCUUUUUAUUUCUCUAGGCCUGCUUUAUCUGAAUUUCAAGGGCAGAGAAAUACAGCGCAAAUCUCUAAGUGUGUACCUGGGAAAGCAGAGAUGCCAUCAAUUUUAGAGACAAUUAAUAUCACUAGGUGUGGUGCCCUGAGCUAUAAAAAGAAACCAGAAUGCAAGUUUAAAAACAUGGUCAAAGAAAUAUCUCAAGGCGUAUCGAAUAUAUUCAUGAAUUCCUAUCUUUCUGUCACACCUGUUUCGACUGAUAUAAACGUCGAUGUUGAAACACAUAGCAGAUCAAGAGAAGAGACAGAGGAAGCAAGAGUAAAAAUAUACAAUUCUACUCACCCAGAAUUAGGGCAGUCAUCACGUGAUGGGGAAGCGUGGAAGGCCAAUUUGACUGAUAAGAAAAGCAGAUCAAGCAACACAAGGAAAAUGAAUAUGCAAUAUGAAAAGGAAGAGAAAAACCUUACAAAAGUGUUAGCAGAAUCAGUUUCACACCUCAAUGUCAGUGCACAUCAAAUGAAAGAUACUGGGAAACCAGAAUCUGAACUGAAUAGUUCAGAAGGCAGGAAGACACAGGAUUUGCUUUGUACAGUGCAAAAGAUGAAGCAAGAAACAGGCUGUAGAAAAACUGGAUUGAAGCCUGUUUCUGGACACGUGAUGAAUUUUCUUCAAGUUGAACCAGUGAAAGAAGGUCUCCAUACACCAGAAGAAAUAAAAUAUAUGGUAGAUCUAAAGACUCCGUUUCCAAAUGCAGAGAAAUCAGAGAUUGGUUUAAUGCUAUAUGAUACUCCCUGGGAUGCAGUUCCUAGAAAGAAAUGGGGUAGUCCUACUUCUGAGAAAAGGGCAUUAAAUCAAAAAGACUCACUAACAACGGUCUUAAAACCUUUAGGUUUCAUUGCCCUCAUUUCAUCUGAACCUAAAAGCCAGAGCUACACAGAUUUUGUAGGCAAGAAAAGUAUAAUGAGUCCCAAGCAUGUAACAUUGAAGGCAAAGAAACUACCAAUUUCACAGUUCGUUAGUAUCCCAGUGUUUCACACAGGAGGUCAUAAAAAGAAAAAGCAGCACAACUUUAAGGACAAGAUGAAAAAGAGGCAACAGAAUGCAAGUGUGGGGGAAGCAUUACACAGCACCACUCAUCCUCUCAUGUCUGCGUCACCUGAUGUGAAAAUAAUUAAUGUAUCAACAGCACUCCCAGACAUUCCUAGAGUAGACAUAUUCAGUGAUCAUCAGCUAAAGGAAAAUAAACCGUCAGAUGAAGGUGAAGCUUGCUCUAAAGAUUCUAUUGAGAAGAAAUGCACGCCAAGAAUCACAACGGAAGCAAACCUGCAAGAUAAAAAGGAAGACCAAAAGGACAAAGAAGCAUUAGUGCAUCAGAGUCCAGUUUCAUUACAAAUACAGAUUGUGAAGGAGAGCAUAAAAGCACAAGAGCUCAUAAAAUGUAGAGAAAGCCCAAAGAGUUCACCUCCAAAACCAGAGAAAUCAGUGAUUGAAGAAGUGUCUGCGGGCACAACAGAGAAUGGUGCUUCUUGUGAUGAAAGCCCUGGGAGGAAUAUGGGUGGUCAGAUUAUAGAAGAAAAGGCAGGGUUUCCAAAAUGUUUGCCAGAAAUUGUCCGGGAGCUUUUUGAUUUAUCGGUGCCUGUUUUAUCUGAAAGUAAAAACCAGAGAAGUACAGUACAGCUACGAGACAUGAAAAGAACUAUGAAUUACAAAUAUUUAACUACGAAGGCAAAGAAGCUGCCAAUUCCACAGUUAUUUUAUGACACAGGAUGUAGUUCUCCAAGCCAAAGGGAGGACCUAAAAAGUAGGCAUAAAUACAACAUGAAACUGACCUUACAAGAGAAACACGAAGCAGGUGCAUUUCUGAAUAGCAGUCGUUCUCCCAUGCCUGCUCCAUCUGACAUCAAAGUGGAUAAGAAAUUAAAAGCAGAGGUAGACAUGUCAAGACAAACAAUCAAUCUCACACAAAUAAAGCAAGAAAAAUCAGAUGACAGGAAAGCAUGGGAUACAUAUCCUAGUGAUAAAAGAAGGCCCUCAAGAGAUACAAUCAAAGAAACAGUGGAAGAGAGACAGUGCCAAGAAAUUGUACCAAAAGAAGUCUCACCUUAUAUACAAUCAUUCAAGUCUGAUACAUACCAGAUAAAAAAGCCUGACCAGGUCAAAUCAACAAAUGAAAGGUAUAGUCCAGGAAGAAGAAGAGUUUGGGAUUGUCUCGUGAGAGAACAAGAUGUGCAGCAACAAAUGUCAUUUCCAGACGUUGUUUUGGAUUCCCCGCCCUGCCACAUAGUGAAGGAAAGCCAUCAAAUACCAAAAGGAAUACCAGUUACUGACCCUGCUAAGAUUCCACCACCCAAAUUAGUGAUUGAUAAACUCUCAUUUGAUACAACAGAGAGGGUUACUGAGUCUAAUGGAGCACGUCCAAAAAAUCUGAGGAGUUAUAUUGCAGAGGAAAAGAGACAGUUACCACAACAUUUAGGAACAACUUUCGUGGAGCCUUUAGAUUUCCUCAUGCCUGUUUUAUAUGACUGUAAAAGCCAGAUAAACCCAGUACAGAUAUCAGAAAAGAAAAUUAUAAUGAAUCCCAAAUGUCUAAGUAGGAAGGAAAAGAAGUCACCAAUUUCACAGAUACUUAAAAUCAAUGGACAGCUCCUUACAAAACAGAAGAAGAAGCUGGAAUCCGAUUUUAAAACCAAAAUGAAAGAGAGGUUUAGAGGAAAAAAUGCGGUUGGUACAUUUCCAAAUACCAUUUACUUCACACCAGAUACCUCUGCCAUUAAAAAGCAAAGAAGAUCCAAAACAGGGACAGACACAAUAAGAGUAUCAAAGUUUAGCCGUCUACAGCUGCCACAAGCAGAAGCACCAGUUGAAGGGAUAGCAAGGCAUUCACAGUCCACUGGGAAGAGAAGUGCUUCAAACAUUUUAAAGGAACCAAAACUACAUGAUGGAGAGAGUGAGGAAGAAAAGCAAGAACACCUAAUAGAAACAGGUCCAGUGUAUACCAAAACCUUCAUGGUAAAUUCGUAUCUCAUAAUGGAAUCUGAUCCUGGCAAAUCACAAGAUGCCAUUUUAGGUGAAUCUUUUUCCCCUAGAAGUCAGAGCUACAAAGGGAACCCAGAAGAAAAAUUAGAAAUAAAAAAAAAUAUGAUAGGGAGUCUCAAGAUUGGACUCCCCAAAAUGGAAAAGUCAGAAAUUUGUGAAGGACUGAGUAAGCCGACAGGUGCCCCUACAUCCAGUCAAUCUGGUAAAAAGAUAAUUGGAAAUUCCGUUGUAAAAGAAAGAGCUCAAUACAGCAGUUUAGCAGGAAUUGUCCUAGAUUCUGUUGGCAGACAUUUGCCUGCUUCAGAAAAAAUUAAAAGACAGAAUGGUAGCCUAAGAAUAGCUGGCAUGUCUAGUGCAAGUCCCAAAGGUAUACCUUUGAAGGUAAAGCAGUCACUUAAUACCACAGGCCAUUCAACUGGAAGCAUUAAUAAAAAACAGGAACAGAACUUUAAAGCCCAGACGAGGGAAAGAGAGAAAGACAAAGCUGUCUUCAAUGCAGAGUUAAAUUUUAUAUGCCCGUCCAUACCUAUUUCACCACACAUAGAAAUGGAGCAGUCACCUAGUAUGUGGGAUAUAUAUGCAGGACCUUCUGAUACAAGAAGUGUCCCAAAUAAAGCAAAACUGAGAGAGAAAGGAGAGUAUGGGCAACGGCUUUUGUUUGCAACAGCUUCACAGUCUACCCAGCCUUCUGGGUUUGGGGCAGAUCAAAUGAGAGAGCCUGGUCCUUUCAAAUUGGAAGUACCCUUCGUCAAUACGCGAUGCCCCAAGGACAUCACUCCUAAGAAAACAGAAACUGGUUUAAUAGAACAAGAGACAAAGAUGGCAGUUGUAGAAGAGAUUAGUCCAGAGUCUGGUUUUUUCUCUAAAUUAUGCCAGCCUCACACUGAAAAGCAGAAGAUAGAAUUUAAAACUGCAAACUGGAAAACAAUAACAAAUCCAAAGGUAGUGGGUCCAAAGGCAGAGAAAUCAUUAAUUGAUGCACGUUUUAUUGAUACAAUAGAGUGUGGCGAUUCAUUACAGCACAGAGAAGGAAAAGAAGCAGAAAGACGAGGCCAUCUUGUCCUGCACGGGAAACAGCAAGAGUCAAGCAUCUCAGGAAAUCUCUGGGAUUCUGUUUAUGCUGACACACCUACAUAUCCUGAAAUUACAAAACAUAAAAGUAAGGCAAAAAUAGCAAAUGUGAAAAAUACUAUGUGUAUCAAACAAGUAAAACUGAAGACAAAGAAAGCACCAGUUUCCCAGGGGCUCAACACUCUUAGGAAUGGUGCUAGAAACAAUAAAAAAUUGAGAUGUAACAUUAGACAGGAAAAGCCAUCCCAGCAGAGUGAAAAUGUAGUAGAUCUAGUUCCGAAAGCUGUUUAUGAGUCUGUACACUUGACUUCUCACGUUCAAAAGCACACAGAAGAAAUAAAUAUGGAGGAAGACAAGCCUAAAGAGGACGUACUCAUUUUUCCACAGCUAAAGCUAGAGAAACCACUCAAUGGAAGGCAGAUGUUAUCUUCGGGGUCUGUUAAUAGGUCCAGCAACAUUAAAAACCUCAAACAAUAUAUGAGAGAACAAAAAGGCCAGAGCGUCUUAGUAGAUGUGCCCCAACCAUGUAUGGAACAGUUAAGGAUUAGGUCACAACAAAUGAAGAGGCGUCAUGUCAAAUUCGAGGUAGAUUUGCAGAGAAAGGUGUGCUCUGAGCCACCGUCACAGGUAGAAGAACCUGAUUACAUUGCACCAAGAAGUAGAAGAGGAGCAGUCUUCAUUCAAGGGCAAGAGGCCCAGGAACAGAAUUUUCUUCUGAAGCAAGAAAUGCAGAAACUAGAAAUGAUUCCUGAGACCAGCCUGGAAUCUCUUCCUUGCCCCAUGAAGGAAUCUCUUCAUUUAGAAAAGACAAUAGGAGUUAAAACAAAACAAGACUUAACAUUCUCAAUUCCACAGAAGAAAAAAGGAUUGACGUUAACUAAGGGCCUAUCGAGUUCAAAAGCAGAAUUUCUUAUCCCAGAGGUAAAAGCCCAGCAACAGAAGCCUUUCACAGGAAUUAUUCCAGAGCCCAUGUCCUCUUGCAUACUGGAUCAGCUUCACACUGAAACGCCAAAGGAAGAUGUAAAAAUAAGAGAUAUAAUUUUAAACGUUUCAGGUCAAGAGGUAAAGAAGAUAUCAAACAACGCAAAUAUUUCAAGUACGGAUCAUAUGUCAAGAAGUACAGAAGAAGUACUUUUGCUUAUUAAAGAACAGGAGAAGAGGAGGAAAAAAAUUGGGAAGAAGAAAGAAUUUAAAAUAGCAGCAGACAUGAAAGCAAAAGUAGGUUUCAGUCCAGUUCUAGAAUAUUCACCAGGUGGAGCACAGCUUAUUAACACAACAGAGCAUCUUGGCACAUUCAAACAAAGAGAUGGAAAGGAAUUGAACAGGAUCUUGGCCACACAAGGGGAACAGCACAGGUUGUGCGGUCCAGGGAUUAUCUUGGAUUCUGUUUAUACAAAGGUCCACAUUUCUCCUGAAGCUAUAUGCCACAGAGAUAAAAGAACAGAUAUCAUGAAAAGCACCAUAUAUCCCAAAAGGAAAAAUAUGAAGGCAAAGAAAACACUUGUUUUCCAGCUACUUAAUAUUACAGGAUCUGGAGCCCAAAGCAGUAAAAAGGAACUAAGAUGUAACAUUAAGAAACAGAAGAAGGAAUUCCAGCAAGGCGAAAAUGUAGCCAAUUUAGUUCUGAAAACUACUUGUGACUCUGGAUAUAUUCCAUCUCACUUUAAAGGGUUCAUAGAAGAAAAAAGGGAAAAAGACAAGAAAAGAAAGCCGAUCCCCAUUCCUCCACAGCUAAAGCUGAAGAAAUCAGUAAAUGAAAGAAAAACGUCAGCCUCAGAGUCCAUUUAUAAGAGUGAUUUGUCAAGAAAUGUUAAAAAAACAAAGCACUGUAUUAGAAAGCAAAGAGAGAGGCACCAAACUGUUUUAUUAGACAUUCUCCCACAACAUAGAAAUCAGUUAGUGAUUAGCAAACUGAAGAAGGAGCCCAACCAGCUCAAGUUAAAAGUAGAUUUGGAAAGAGAAACAUAUCCUGAUCUCUCUUCACAAAAAACGGAAAUCAAUUACACUUGGUUUGACAUCCCAAGAAUUAGAACAAAUACGGAAUUUGAAGUUCUUAUUAAGCAAAAAUUAAAGGAAGGUGAUGCAGACAUUGCCAAACAUUUAUUUUCAAUUCCAAGGCCAGAGAAAACUGAUACUUCAUUAAGUUCAAAAGUACAAAAUACGCUUUUUACAGAGAUGGAUACAUCUCAACAGAAGGCUUACAAGCAGCAAGAACUGCUGAAACAAGAAAGUAUUUCAGCAACAAAUCUGAGUUCUGUUACUUGCCCCCUUAUGGACCCUCUUUCUUUGGAAAACACCAGAGAGUUGACUAAGGAAGAAGAUGUGUAUGUUAACAGAAGAAAUAUUUUGCAUCCAUUGGAAAGAACAAGAUUAACGGACACUGACAUUUUGCGAGGUUCAGAAGGACAGAAAUUUCUUUGUACAAAUCUGGACUUCCAGCAAGAAAUAUCUGGAGUACAGGAAGGAGAUGCGAAACCAGAUCACAGUCCUAAAAGUAUUUUGAAUUCUCUGUCUUUCCCCGAUAGGGAACCUCUUCAUUUAAAACGGGCAGUAAAUAGAAAAAGGAAAGUAAAUGUUAGCAUCUCUAUAAAUUUAAAUGUAAAUCCAUGGGGAAAAGAAGAAUUAAAGCUAACAAAUAUUCCAUUGAAAUCAAACAGACAGAGAAUGAACUUUUCAAAAAUGUUGGAAGCAAAGCAACCAAACCUUCCUAAAGAAAACAUUCUAGAAUCAAUUUCCUCUUGUAUAUUACAUCAGUUUCAUACUGAAAAGCUAGAGGAAGAAGUAUCGGCAAAGGAAAUGAGUUCAAAAGUUUCGAGUCCAAUGGUAGAGAAAUUACCAAACAAAUUAGAAAGCCCAGUGAAUCAGCCUCCAAAUUCAGGAAGAAUUAAUUUGCAUAACAGAGGAAGCGAAGACCAUCAACAAGAAAGUACCUGCAAGACUAGUCCAAUGUUUGUUUCUCCCUCUUCAAUGGAUAUACUUCAGAUUAAAACAGCACAGGUAACAAAAUCAUUAAAGGCAGGAGAUAACCCAUUGUGUCAUACCUCAAAUACGGAAGGAAUCAGCUUACUUAUUGCUGGAAAUGAAGAAGAGCAAGCAGAAAGUAUACACCAGACUUUUCCAAAGCCAGCUUCUAACUCUUUAAUGGCUGUACUUCAAAAUCAGACACCAUGUGUAAAGAAAGCAUCAAAAGAAGUAAUCAGUGCCAUGGAUCACAUUCUGAAUGAGGAAGAAAUUGGCUUGCAUAUUGCAGAAAAAGAACAACAACCAGAAAGUAUACACCAGACUAUUCCAAAGCUGGCUUCUUACUCUUCGAUGGAUCUACUUCAAAGUAAGAUCCUCUGUGUAAAAGAAGCACCAGAAGAAGUAGUUCGCAUCAUGGAUCACACUCUGAGUACAGAAGGAAUUGGAUUGCUUAUUACAGGAGACGUAGAAAAGAAAACAGAAGGUAUACACCAGACUGUUCUAAAGCCAGCUUCUCAUUCUUCAAUGUAUAUACUUCAAAGUCAGAUACCAUGUGUAAAGAAGGCAUCAGAAGAAGUAGUUAACGUCAUAGAUCACACUUUGAAUGCAGAAGAAAUUGGCUCAGUUCUUACAGGGAAAGAACCACCAGAAGGCAUGUGCCAAACUAUUCCAAAGCCAACUUUUCCCUCUUCAAUGGAUGUCAUUCAGAGUCAGACACCAUGUGUAAAGAAGGCAUCAGAAGAGGUAGUUAGUGUUGUGGAUCACACUCCAAAUGCAAAAGAAAUUCGCCUACUUAUUACAGGAAAGAAAGAACAGCAUGAAAAAUAUACAUAUAAGCCUCUUCCGAAGCCUGCAUCUCACUCCAAAAUAGAUCUACAGGAAGUUAAUAUCCCAAAUCAACCAGUAACAUUAGACAACACGAAUAUUAGGGAUUUUGCAUAUGCAACUUCACAGGCCAAAGAAACGUUGGAACAAAUGGACGACAUAGGUGUGUAUACUCAAAAAAGUAAAACAAGACAAGAGCAAAAGCAGCAGCGCCUGUCAGGUUUAGGAGAGAAUUUUCAGGAGCAUAUGCCUUACCUUAAAAAUGAUCCCUGUCUCCUUGGAUAUUUAAUGCUCCAGGAAAAGGAAGCAUUGUCGGAAGUAGGUAACCUGUCAAGCAGGGCAGAAGGAUUAGGCUUGUUUUGUAAAGAUCAACUAAAUGCCGUAUGUGAGUAUGGACCAGAGUACAGAAUGCCCUCGAUUAUUCCAAGGCAAAUUAAAAAACCAAACAAAAUGUUGCCUUUAGAAUCAUGCAAUAAAACUGUAAAAUAUCUGAAUGCUUCACUUCCAGGAGGAAAGAAAUUACCCGAAGGGGCACAAGUAAUGAGUUCGAUAUCAAAUAGUAGUAGUUCACCCAAGCUAAGAGUUAGAAAGAAGGUGAAAUCACAUAAUGCAAUUCAAAAGGUACAAAAUGAAGCAUGUCUACGUGGAACUUCUCCACAUUUUCUGUAUGUUUGUAUGCCUAUUUUGCCUGAAAGUAAAAGACAGAAGGAUAGUAUAAAAAAAGGAUAUAAAGACAUAGCCUGGCCUGAAAGAAGAGCUUUAAAGUCAAAGAAAUCAGUAUUUACACAUAUACUUAAUACUACUGACCUUGGUACCCCAAGCAACAGACCAGAACUGCAGUGGAACAUAAAAGAGAAAAUGGCAAAUAUAAAACAUAGAAACGGUGAGUCCGAUGUGGUUGUGAGAAAAAUAUAUGAUUCCAUAUCUUCUUCACCUUACCUCAAAUGGAAUAAAAAGACAAUUGACGGAGUUAUCUCAAGUACUGUAAGAAGAGAAAAACAAUAUAUAUUGAAGAAAGAGGAGAUGGAUGGAGUAAAAGCAGUUGAUAUGAAAGGAAUAAUGGACCCCAAGGUUGUAAUAUUGAAAGUAAGGGAAUCACCCCUGUCACAUAUACUCAAUGAAAGAGACUUGUUGUUGCAGUUGAGCAUUAAAAAGCAAGGCAGCAAACUGCAGAAAGAUAAAGGCAAAUCAGGUAUAAAACCAACAAGCUUAUGUGCUUCUUUACCAUCUCCAUCACAUUUUAAUUUGAAGUCAAGAAUAAAAGUAGAGAAAGAUAAACCAGAAAUACUAAGAAGCUGCCUUUCAUCACUAAAGCCCCAGGCAUCAUCAGAUAUCAGGGAAAUGUCAUAUGCCGAGUCAAAUAGAGAUUUUUUAAGCAAUGGAGCAAAAUUAGAACAUCUGCCACAGAAAAAGGAAGAGAGAGGAAAUGUGUUAUAUGUAAAAGAUUUAAUGGGCCUCAAAUGUAUCCCUUUGAAAGCAAAUAAAACACUUUUCAAAUAUAUAUGUUAUGGAGAGGAACCACAGUGGAGCAUUAAAGAACAAGAAAAAAUGAUGCAGGAAGGUAAAGGUCAUCUAGAUGCAGUUCUGAGUAAACCCUGUGCUUCCAUUCUUUCUCCACCUCACCUGAAACGGGAUACUAGGAUAAAAGAAGAGGAAGGCAUGCAAGGAAUAACAAGAUUUGGUUGUUCACCACUAACACUCCAGGAAUUACCCGAUACAGUGAAAACACAUGAAGAGCCAAUUGAUGAUCUUUUAAGCCAAAUUAGAAAAGCAAAACAUAUGCCACAGAAAGAUGAAGGUAGAGGGGAAAUGGCUUUGGAAGAAACAACACAUCCCAAAGGAAUAGCUUUGAAAGCCAAGAAACCUUCAAUUUCAGAGAAACUGCCUGUGAACACCAAAGAAAAAGAGGAAAAGAUGCAGGAAGAUAGAGAUAAACAAUUUGGCAUUCAGAAUAAAUGUUACGCUUCCAACCCUCUUCCACCUUACUCUGAAUUAGACACAGGAAUAAAAGGAGAGGAAGACAUACAAGGAAUAACAAGAUUUCGUUGUUCACCACUAACACUCCAGGCAUUAUCAGAUACGAUGAAAAUACUUGAAGAGUCAAGUGAUGAUCUUUUAAGCCAAAUUAGAAAAGUGAAACAUAUGCCACAGAAAGAUGAAGGUAGAGGGAAAAUAGCUUUGGAAGAAAUAAGGCAUCCCAAAGGAGUAGCUUUGAAAGCCAAGAAACCUUCAAUUUCAGAGAAACUGCCACUGAACGUCAAAGAAAAAGAGGAAAAGAUGCAGGAAGACAAAGAUAAACAAGUUGGGAUUCAGAAUAAAUCUUACGCUUCCGUCCCUCUUCCACCUUACCCUGAAUUAGACACAGGAAUAAAAGGAGAGGAAGACAUGCAAGGAAUAACAAGAUUUCGUUGUCCACCACUAACACUCCAGGAAUUAUCAGACACAAUGAAAAUACUUGAAGAGUCAAAUGAUGAUCUUUUAAGCCAAAUUAUAAAAGCGAAACAUAUGGCACGGAAAGAUAAAGGUAGAGGGGAAAUGGCUCUGGAUGAAAUAACGCAUCCCAAAGGAGCAGCUUUGAAAGCCAAGAAACCUUCAAUUUCAGAGAAAUUGCCACUGACCAUCAAAGAGAAAAAAAUGCAGGAAGACAAAGAUAAACGAGUUGGAAUUCAGAGUAAAUCUUGUGCUUCUAUCCCUCUUCCACCUUACCCUGAAUUAGACACAGGAAUAAAAGGAGAGGAAGGCAUGCAAAGAAUAACAAGAUUUCGUUGUUCACCACUAACACUCAAGGAAUUAUCAGAUACAAUGAAAAUAUAUGAGGAGCCAAUUGAUGAUCUUUUAAGCCAAAUUAGAAAAGCGAAACAUAUGCCACAGAAAGAUAAAGGUAGAGGGGAAAUGGCUUUGGAAGAAAAAACACAUCCCAAAGGAGUAGCUUCGAAAGCCAAGAAACCUUCAAUUUCAGAGAAACUGCCACUGAACGUCAAAGAAAAAGAGGAAAAGAUGCAGGAAGACAAAGAUAAACAAGUUGGGAUUCAGAGUAAAUCUUACGCUUCCAUCCCUCUUCCACCUUACCCUGAAUUAGACACAGGAAUAAAAGGAGAGGAAGACAUGCAAGGAAUAACAAGAUUUCGUUGUCCACCACUAACACUCCAGGAAUUAUCAGACACAAUGAAAAUACUUGAAGAGUCAAAUGAUGAUCUUUUAAGCCAAAUUAUAAAAGCGAAACAUAUGGCACGGAAAGAUAGAGGGGAAAUGGCUCUGGAAGAAAUAACGCAUCCCAAAGGAGUAGCUUUGAAAGCCAAGAAACCUUCAAUUUCAGAGAAAUUGCCACUGACCAUCAAAGAGAAAAAAAUGCAGGAAGACAAAGAUAAACGAGUUGGAAUUCAGAGUAAAUCUUACGCUUCCAUCCCUCUUCCACCUUACCCUGAAUUAGACACAGGAAUAAAAGGAGAGGAAGGCAUGCAAGGAAUAACAAGAUUUCGUUGUCCACCACUAACACUCCAGGAAACAUCAGAUACAAUGAAAAUACUUGAAGAGUCAAAUGAUGAUCUUUUAAGCCAAAUUAGAAAAGCCAAACAUAUAGCACAGAAAGAUAAAGGUAGAGGGGAAAUGGCUUUGGAAGAAAUAACACACCCCAGAGGAGUAGCUUUGAAAGCCAAGACACCUUCGAUUUCAGAGAAACUGCCAGUGAACAUCAAAGAAAAAGAGAAAAAGAUUCAGGAAGAUAAAGAUAAACAAACCGGGAUUCAGAGUAAAUCUUAUGCUUCCAUCUCUCUUCCACCUUACUCUGAAUUGAACACAAGAAUAAAAGGAGAGGAAGACAUGCUAAUAAAAACAAGAUCUUUUCCACAACUAAAUCUUCAGGAGCCACCAUAUACAAAGAAAAUAGCAUAUAAAAGGUCUAUUUGUGGUGACAUUUCAAACAGUGUAAAAAAAGCCAAAGAACAUAUGAUGCAGGAAGAAGAGAAAGUAAAAGUGGCUAAAGUUAUACCUUUGAAGGAAAUGAAAUCAUUGGUUUCACAGGAAUUUCAGUUGGACAUCAAACAGCAAGAGAAGAAGGUACAAAAAGCUAAAGGUAAACCAAGUAAAGUUCUGUCUAAUACCAGCACUUCCAUACCACCCCCAUCUCAUCUAAAAUUAGAUACAGGAAUGAAAAUAGAGGAAAAUAUAAUGGAAAUAAAACGAAACUCUCUUUCAGAACUGUCACACCAGAAAUCAUCCGAUGCAGUGAAAACAGCUAGUAAAGAGUCCAUUGGGGGUGAUAUCAUUAGUGAUGCACAAAAAGCAGAAAAAUAUAUGCUACAGAAAGAAGAGGAUAAAGUACAGACAUCAGCCACAGGAGAAAUAAUACAUCCAAGAGGUAAAGAUUUGAAAGUAAAGAAAGCAUUUCCACAGGACCUAUCAUUGAACCUUAAGGAAGGUAAAUGUGAAAAGGAAGCAUCCUUGACCACAAAUUGGGUUCAUGAAUCUUUUCUAACUCACCAUGAGUUGGACAAAAGAAUAGAAAGAGAAAAAGAUACACGAGAAACAACAAGAUCCGCUAUUUUACAACUACAGCCCCAGAAAUCAUUUGAUUCCGGGAAAAUAGCACAUACGAAGUCAAUUGGGAAUGAUAUCCCAAAUGAUGUAAAAACAGUACAGGAGUACAAGCCAGAGACAGGAGAGGAGAGAGGAAAACCAUUAAAUGCGAGAUACAUAACGCACCCCAAAGGCACAGCCUCCAAGGCAAAGAAAUUACCACUUUCACGUGUGUGCAGUAUCACUAGUGGACCCCAAACUAGAGAAGUACAGAUGAAUAUAAAAGAGAAAACGGGAUAUCUACAGGAAAGAAAAGGUAAACGAGCAGAGGUGCUGACAAUACCGUCUCAACGUCACUUUAAAUUAGACACAGGUGCAGAAAGCAAGAAAGACAAACUAAGAGUAGCAAGGUCUUUUCUUCCACCGCCAUGUCACGUGGAACCAUCAGUUGCAGGUAAACAAAAAUAUGCAAUGUCGACUUUGAAUGAUAUCUUAGGUGAUUUACAAAGAACAAAAUACAUGAGACAAAGAGAGGACGAAGUAAACAUUGCUGUUGAGAAGGGCAUAAUGCGUCCUAAGUACCUGGCUUUGAAGGCAAAGAAAUCACCCCUUUCCCAAACACUCAAUACAAAAGAACUUCGGUUGACCAUUAAAGAGCAAGAGAAAAGGGGGCAGGAAGGUAAAGGUAAAACAGUUGUGAUCCUGAGCAAAACUUGUACUUUUGCAACUUCUUCAACUCACCUUAAAUUAGACACAAUAAAAGAAGAGGGUGAGCUAGGAAUAAUAAGAGACUAUGUGCCACAUCUUGAGCUCUGGGAAUCAUUGGCUUCUGGGCAAAGAGCAUCUACAGAGUCAGUGGAGAGUAACAUUUUGAGCCCUACAAAGAAACGAAAACGACAUCUACAACAGAAAGAAGACUUAGUAAAAACAGCCACGAAUGGGUUGAUGCACCCCAAAGACACAGUUUUCAAAGCAAAAACAUCACCACUUCCAUUUAUGUUCAGCAUCACUGAGGAUGGUUCUCUGACCAAGAGAAAGGAACCACAGUGGAGCAUUAAAAGGAAAGUAGAACUGGAGCUGGAAAGAAAAGGAGAACCUGAUGUAAUUCUGACAAAAACUCAUACUUCCAUGCCUUCUGCAUCUCACCAUAGAUUGGAUACAAGAAUCAAAGUAGACAAAGACUCACUUAAAAUUGCAAGAUGCUCUCUUUCACAAUUAAAGAUUCAUGUACCAUCAGAUGCAGGGAAAAUCAGAUGUGCAGAGUCAAAUAGCUCAUAUAAUGUAAUAAAAACAAAUCGGCAUAUGCCACAUACAGAGGCAAAAUACAGCGAAAAAAUGGAAGAUAGGAAAGGUAUAACACUCCCCAAAUUAAUAACUUUGAAAUCAAAGCCAUCCCCACAUCUAUCCAAUAGAAAGAAACUACCUUUGAAUAUUAAAGAGCGAGGAGAUAAAGCUCAGGAAGGCAAAGGUAAACCAGGAAUGGUUCUCAGAAAAACUUCUGCUUCUGUACCUUCUCCAUACCUUAAACGGAACACUAGAAUGAAUGAAAAAGAAGGCAAACUAGGAAUAACACAAUCCUGUUUUCCAUCACCAAAGAGUCAAGAUCCAUCAGAUUCCUUCAAAAAAGCAUAUAAUGAGUCAAUUGAUGAUUAUAUGUUAUGCAGCGGAAAAGGAUCAGUACGGUCUAUAACACAGAAAGAAGAGGAAGAUAGACUCAAAAUAGAUAUGAAAGGCAAAAUGCUCCCAACAAAUACAGAUUUGAAGGCAAAUAACUUACAGUGGGAAAUUGAAGAGCAAGAGAGAGCGUUGCAGGAAGACAAAAAUGAACUCGUUCUAGGUCUGAAAACCAUUUGUGUCUCUUUACUUACUCUACCACAUCUUAAAUAUGAUACAGCAGAAGGAGAGGGAUACAUGGUAAGAAUUACAAAAUUGCCUCUUCCACAACUAAAGUCCAAGGAAUCAUUGGAUGCAGAGAAAAUAGCAUAUCCUGAAACGAUUGCUGGAAAACUCUCAAGUGAUGUAAAAGAAUUAAGAGAACAGAUGCUACAGCGAGAAGAGGAUAGAGAAAAAACCGUGGAUAUGAAUGACAUAGUGGCUCCCAAUGAUAUGUAUUUAAAGGCAAAGAAACCACCUAAUUUACAUACACACAACCUAAGUGACAUGAAAACUAAAGAGCAAGAGGAAAAGGUCCAAGGAGAUAAAGGCGAUCCAGAUAGAAUGUUGACUAAAACUUGUGCUUCUAGAUCUUCCCCACCUCUCCUUCAAAUGAAUAACAGAAUCCAGGAAGAAGGCAUGCCAAUAUUAACAAGAUCCUCCUUUUCACAAGUCAACGUCCAAGAAUCAUCAGAUUCUGGGGAAGUAGUAUAUGCAAAGCCAAUGACUAGUGAUGUCUUAAUCAGCCUGAAAAAAGGAAGACAACAUAUGCCAGAACAAAAGGAAGAGGAUGGAGCGGAAAUAGCAAACAUCGUAAUGCUCCCUAAACAUCAAGAAGAGAAGGUACAGGAGUGCAGCCAUGGACCUGGUGUGCUUCUGACUCAACCUUCUACUUCAUUGCCAUCUCUGUCUCACCUCAAAUUGGAUAAAGAAAUACAAGUGGAUGAGGAAAUGCUAGGAAGUACAGGCUCCAUUUUGCAGACAAUGGCAAAUGCAAGGGAAAUCAUACUUAGAGAAUCAAUUGAUGGUGAUAUCACAAAAGAUAUCAAAAACAGAAAACAACUUAUGCUUCGGAAAGAAGAGAGGGACAGAGAAAAAACAGUAGCUGAAAGAGACACAAUGCAACCCACAGCUGUAACUCUGAAGACAAAGAAAUUACCUCCUUCAAAUGGGCUCCAUAGAACAGAACUGCAUCUGAACAUUAGAAGUCAAGCACAAAACGGACAGGAAAGUCAGGCUAAACCACCACACGUGGUUCUAAGAAAAAUUUAUACUUCUGAACCGUUUCCAUCUGACCUUCAACUGGAUAAAGGUACACAAGUAGAUGAAGAAAUGUUAGAAAUUAGAAAAUCCUCUCUGUGCCCACUGCAGCUUUCAGCAGCAUCAGAUGCAAAGAGAAUAGAGGCAAUUGAUGGUGACGUAAGGACGGCAAAACAACAUAUGUCACAGAAAGAAGAAAGGUACAAGGUGAAAACAGUAGACAGGAAGAUGGAGAUGCAUGGCAAAGGUGCAAAGAGUUCACCCAUUUCACAUAUGCUUAAUACAACGAAACUGGUGUUAAAUAUUAGAGAACCAGAGGGAAAAAGGCCUGAAGGUAAAGAUGAACCAUGUGUGGUGCUGACAAAGACUUUUCUUCCCAUACCAUCUGCACCUUCCCUUUUUACGGAUUCAGGAAUCAAAAUGGACACAGACACACCAGAAAUCACCGGACCCUCUCUUCCACAACAAAAUCACCAGGAAUCGUCAGAUACCCAGAAGCUUGCAAACAGAACGUCCACUGAUGAUGAUAAUGAAAAUAGUUUUAAAAGAACGGAACACCAUUUGCCACAGGAAGCGACGGUGCAACCGUAUACCUUAAACUUUCUGAUCAGUGUACGGCACAGUGAGGAACCUCCGCGAGUGAAAUCAGAAGGAGAUCUGAAUCGCUCAGUCUUAAAGUCACAGGAAGAGGACAUUUAUUUCACAGGAUUCGGUACUAUAAGCAGUAGGAAAAGGCUGGAAUGGCUCUUUACAGGGCAAAAGGCUCAGCCAGAAAAAUACAAAACAGAAACACUUAGCACAUUUAGUCCAACUAAAAUUAGAAAAAUGCGUCCUAAGGUUUCAGUUCCACUGUCAAGGAAAGUAUCCAAGGAAAACUCUGUCACAUUUGGCACUCCUGCAGGUUCAAAAGGACCAGAAUUGUCUGUUUCAGAGCAAGAUGCCCUGCAACGAGACAUUUCAUCAAAAGCAUCUCUAGAAUCUAUGGAUUCAUGUAAAUUUGUUAAGCCAGGAAAAGGUGUACAGAGUAACAGCAGAAUAAGCCAAGUGCUUUCUCCCCAGGCGUUAGUACCCCAGACAAAAAAAUCAUCAGAGAAAAUGAAUGUCACAGAGUUGAAUACCUCCCAAAGUAUGGAAGAACAAGAAAUGUUCACGAAAAAGCAAAUGGAGCAGCAGUCUGCGAGUAAACAUGAGAGCAUGUCCAACUCUAUCUUUUCUCUUAAGUUUUCACUUCAAAAUGGAGAGCAGAAGACAGUACUGGAAAUAGAUGUGAACAAGAAAACUACAGUGUCCCCUAGAGUACUACCAGAAAUACAGGAUAUUACACAGCUUGACGACACAAGAGGAAAAAAAGAGCCAGCAAUCCUUGUUUCCGAACUAGUGGGAUGUAUUCUAGAAUCACUUCAGAAAUCUCUGGUUCCCCAGUUGGCUUUUCUACUUCACUCUAGAGAUCUGGAGGGAAAAAGAGAAAAUGACACAAACACUAUUCUAAAUCUGGAACAGAAAAAAUUGGAAAUGGACAAUAACAGUACCAUGAAUCAGGAAGAAGAGAAAUUAAACAUAGAUACAAGCAAAGCUGUACAACCAAAAGAGGAGAAAAUAGAAACACCCAAGAACAGUACUGUGAAUCUGGAGAAGGACAGAAUGAAAAUGGACUCAAGCCCUACUGUAAAUAUGGAUGACCCAUCUGUAAAGGCAGAGGAAUCUCAAAUUAAGACUCAGGCAAUGGCUCAUAGCAUGGACAACUGCUCAGUCGAGCAAAAACAUAAAGAAGAACCGGAAGUGUCAAGUGCAAAGCAAAACACUCAGCCACGGAAACUUUCUCAAAGAACUGUUCUGGAUUCAUUUUACGCCUAUAUUCCUCUUUCUUCCAAAUUUGAAGGCCGGAAAGGUAGAUUAACAAUAACAGAUUUGAAAAGAGAAUUGAGCCCCAACUAUUUAACUAUGAAAGCUCCAACUCGCCCAAUUUCACAGAUACUUAGGAUCACAGGACAUGGUACUCCAAACAACAGAAAGAAAUUAGAGUAUAACUUCGACAAACAAAAGAAAGUGGAUUUGUGGAAUAAAGGUGCCUCAGGAAUAUUUAUCAGAAGCCUCUCUGUUUCUACCAUGAGUCCACCUCACACUGAAGAAGCAGUAGAAUCUGAGACAAACUCAGAAAGGGAACGGAGAAGCUGUCAUUCGAAAUUCCGGAAGAAAUCACCAAUUGCGAGGGCAGUUGCUGAGCGGGCUUCCUCAAGCACUGUAAAAGAAGGGAAACAGAAUUUUACAAAAGCAGUCCCAGAAGAUUCCCAGCCAUUCGGGGUUGAUGAACAACAAAUGAAGAAACUUCUUAGUGUCCAGGCGAACCUUAGUGGUGAAAUAAGUAAAACAAAUUUAACUCCACAAACAGAAGAGGUUGUUCCAGGGCAUGGUGCCUCAAAAAGUAUAAAAGAACCUGGUUUGCAUAUUAUUGAUCAAGAAGAAAAUAUAACCGAACUCAUUCUGGAACCCACAAAGUGCCCAGUGGUACUUAAAGAUCCAAAGGAAAAUGUAGAUACACAUAGGGAAAGUCCCAUAAGUAUGAAUGUUCCACCUCUAGGCGUGGAGAAAUCACAAUGUGGGAUACAGCUCUCUGGUACCAUGGAGUGUGCUUCACCACCCAAGCAAAAGGAUUCGAACGAACCAGUAUGGGACACAACCAUACAAAAGAUGCAACAACAAAAAGCUUUACCAGGAUCUGUUUAUUCCCCCGUGCCCGUACCACCCCAAACUGAAAGGAAUGAAAUGAAAAUAGUGGCAGAUGGUACAAGUACAGAAAGUUCACUUCCUGUUAGUGAAGAAAUUAAAGAUGUCCUUGAAUCCCAGGGAAAAAAUAUGAUGGCUGAGAGGAAUCAAAAGUUUGGCAACCAAAGAGACGAGUCUUUAGAGGAACAAUCACUAGCUUCCGUCAAGUUCAAAGACAGAGUUCCUGCUGAUAAACUGGAGAAAGUGCAAGACCAUGAACCUGAUGACUUGAAGUCGUCAACAACAGCAUAUCCCAAAUUGCAACCAACACCCUUUUUUGAUUUUACUACUGAAGGAAGAAAUAAACUCAUUAACCCCUUAGAUUCAAAAGCCCUUGAAAUAAAACUGAGUCUGAUACCAGAAAUAGCAGAUAAAUCCUUCCAGAAGUUGGACACUCAUCCAAAACAAGCUCUUUCAGAAGAAGAUAGCAGUUGGGGGCCGUAUCCAAGAUACAAAACAGCGUGUGUUAUGUCUCUAGAAGGGAUUGAUACUUUGGAACUUAAUUUAAGACAAAAAGAAUCACCUGUCCGCUGUAUGAAGCCACUGAUUGUUAAUGUUUCAAGUGGCAAUGAGGAGAUGAUUACAAAGUUAAAGAGUGCUCAUAAACUGGUAUUCGGUGGAAAAUCCUCCAUGACCCCUGCUGGUAAUGAGAUGCCAUCGCCUCAUGUUCUCAAUAACUGCUCAGUAGAAGAAAAAGAUAAACUUCUCAUGCACUUUUCUAUGAAAACAUUGGAGAUUCAGAUGAAAGCAUUUCCCAAAAUUGUAAGAGAAUCCUAUGCAGCGGCCAGUGUUCAGGGCAGAAGGAAACCUUUAUCGAAAUGUAUUCAUUCUGCUGUCAAAGUUCCAAAACGAAGAAACAAAGUUUUGUUAUUGUUUGAGGAGAAAUCUCUUCAUAAAAUAGAUCUUGAUUUACAAUACAAAUACCUUUGUUUUCACCUGGGCCUUACUGCUGAGAGUACAUCCCCUCAAACAAAUGCACUUCCCCAACGUGAAUUAAAUACAAGUACGAUACGUAAAAAAGUAGACGAUGUUGGAGAAAGUCUUCAUCUGCCAGUUGAUACAAAACCGUUAGAACCACGUAUCUCUUUCAGAAACCCAAGUCCUCCUGAAAGCUCAUCACCGAUCGGAAAAUUUCCAGAGCCGACUCAGGUGGGUGCUUCUGCCUCUGAUCUGCACAGCACAGUGCUAAAAGAGACUCACGUGUCAGAAUCAAAACCUCCGGCAACUCCAGAAAAAGAUAAAGAAUAUCACGUCUGGUUUCAAAAAACAAACACAUACAAAUCUUUGGACUUUAAAACUCAGGGAAAUGUGAGUUUCACUGAUACACAUUCAACUGAGAUUUCUGAAGGCAUUACUGAUGUUCAGACAAAUAUGGAGAGCUCAGCUAACGUAGAAAAAUGUCCGUCUCUCGAAGUAUAUGAGAGUGAGGAAUACAUAUUUUUAGAAGCCAGCCCUUAUUUAAGUCAGGAACCACGAAGUAUUCCAUUUGAAUUACAAGGAGUCAUUCCUCUGGAAAAUAUCAAAACUGAUUUGAAACAAUUCUACAGUGAAGAUUCACGUUCCCAUAGUAUUAGAGGCUGUAAAAAACACACCUUAAUUAUGCCACCACGUUCUUAUAAACCCCACAAAAAGAAGAAAUAUAGAUCAUCUUCCAAAAUGCAAUCUCCUGGUUGGUUUUGCCAUAGUUCCUUAAAUACUGCAAAAAUUCAGUCCAUGUCAUCUGUAUCGUUCAGCGAAGAGAAACUCUCAUGGACUACAACAAGCAAAACAAGCUACUCUGUUGUUCCCUUAACUCAAUCAAACAUCAAAUUACAUCUUGCAGAAAAUCAAGGCAAACCUCACACGCAUCUAGAAAGCACAGAAAAAAAGAAGCCAAAAUUUGACUUAUUUAGAAAGAACAACAUUCACUUGGACUGUGAUUAUGGUUACACACUAAGUAAAGAGAAAAGGCCAAGAAAAAAGAAAGUGGGUAAUUAUGAAUCAGAAUUUUCAGAAUGGUAUUUCCAAAGCAGACAUAAGUCAGCGUCAAAACCUCAACAAGAAUAUAUCAACCACCAUGCUGCAACAAACCAAAGCAAGCCAUUUUUUUAUGCCUGUAUACCAGCAGACUCGAUGGAGGUCAUUCCCAGAACCAUCCGCUGGACAGUUCCUACCAAAACCUUAAGGAAGAGAAACUUCAGAAUUCCCCUGGUGGCAAAGAUGUCAAAUUCCUGGAAUAUAUGGAGUUCAUCCAAAAAGUUGUUGGGGUCAUUCUCAGGGUCCUUUAGCUCAAGUCCAGUUCAUCAAAAGUGAUAUUACAAUAUCUACAUUUCUCUUAAGUGGAAAGCUGGUUGCUGUUGGGGUAUUCUGUAAGAAAUAAAACAGAUGCUUUCUUCAUGAAGUGUUGUCUAAGGUGAUGUAUUUUAUUUCUACAUUAGCCUUGUACAGUUGUUUCAGGGGGUUAGAAUGGGAAGCCACCUGACUGGGUUUGUUCCUACCAUGCACGAGGUCUCCCUUUAAUUUAUGCUGCCUUCUUAUAAUUCUAAGAGAGAAGCCCUCACUUCAUCCUACACCAACGAUUGAAGGGUGAGUCAGAGGAACUGCAGCCCGUGAGCCCGAGAGCGAAUGGCUAGAGAGGUAGGAAGGCAGGGACAUAGAAACUAAAAGAGGGAGAAUUUCAAGUAAGCAUGAAGGCUCAACAAUGUCAAAUGAUACACAGCUCUGAGCUAAGUACUGAAUUAUGCCUAUUGGGCUUGACAACCAGACUGAAUAUUUUAGUAUUUCUUAUUGCAGAGAAUUUUUAAUAUACACAAAAAGACUCCAGAUAGUGUGAUGGACCUCUCUGUACCCAUCAUCCAGUCCCCAAACUUUCGACCCAUAGCCAGACCUGCCUUAUACACUUUCCAUCUACUUCUGCGUUAGUAUUUUGAAGCAAAUCCCAGGUAUAUAUCAUUUUGUCUGUAAAUGUUCUAUUAUGUAUCUGCAAGAACUAUUU